AUGUUCUCACAAGGCCGUCUGUGCUGUUCGCCCUCAAGGCCUUCCCCGGCGCCCCCACGCGGAAGGCAGCUGCGGACGAGAGACGGGCCUCGCACCGCCCGGGGCUGCGGAAGCCGGCGCCGGUUCGCGGGGCUCCGGGCCGCCUCUCAGAGCCGCGAGCUACGGCCGCCCCCGGACUCGCACCACGGCCGCCGGGGACCGCCACCCCGCAGAGACGGAGGCGGUGACGCCGGAGCCGCAGCCGGUCCCGGGGUCGGAGCCGGUCCCGCAGCCGAUCGCGCCGCAGCCGCUCGAAGUCUGGGUCCCGCUCUCGCUCCCGGUCGACCUCCAAGUCCAGAUCCGCGCGAAGGUCCGAGUCCAAGUCCUCGUCGGUCCCCAGAUCUCGCGCGCGGUCCCGGUCCCGAUCUGGGUCCAGGACUCCUCGCCCCGCGUCCAAGAGGGAAUCCAAACCCAGGUCGCGAUCGGAGAGUCCCCCUAAGUCUCCCGAAGAGGAAGGAGCGCUGUCCUCGUAAGAAAAAGACGCAUCCGCGAGCAGUAGACAUGGAGUACUUGGGGGAAGAGGACCACAGACUCAGUCCAUCUAAGAAGAGUCCUUGGAACAAGCAACUGGCUAUUGAGAAGGCGCAGUUGUGUAGCAGUUGAGUAGUGCUGGUUAGCUGUUACGGUGGCGUGCUGCAGUGCAGAGUGCUUGGCUGUUUCCUGUUUUCUCCUGAUUGCUCCUGUGUAAAGAUGCCUUGUCGUGCGGAAACAAAUGGCUGUCCAGUUUAUUAAAAUGCCUGAUGACUGCACUUCCAGUCACCCGGGCCUUACAUGUAAAUAACGGAGCAUACAGUGAGCACAUCUAGCUGAUGAUAAAUACAGCUAUUGUUUCCUCCUCCCCCCAAAAAUGGUAAAUCUGAUCAUAUCUAUAUGUAUGAACUUAACAUGGAAAAUGUUAAGAAAAUGGAUGUAACUUUGUAAGUACUUACAACAUGGUGUAUCUUUUUGCUUAUAAAUAUUCUGUACUAUAACCAUUGUUUCUGUAGUUUAAUUAAAACAUUUUCUUGGUG
Molecule: messenger RNA, 1049 nt
Organism: Saimiri boliviensis boliviensis (Bolivian squirrel monkey)
Lineage: Eukaryota; Metazoa; Chordata; Mammalia; Primates; Cebidae
Source: RefSeq, a predicted model, not a curated record